Messenger RNA from Purpureocillium takamizusanense, 1108 nucleotides. RefSeq names its product Protein disulfide-isomerase. The transcript is spliced from 5 exons. NCBI's taxonomy places the organism in Eukaryota, Fungi, Ascomycota, Sordariomycetes, Hypocreales, Ophiocordycipitaceae. The record is from RefSeq and is a predicted model, not a curated record. Bases 1 to 1002 code for a protein of 333 amino acids.
AUGACAUUGACGCGAGCGCUGGCAGACAAUGAAGCUACACUGUUGUUGCACGCCCUGCUCUCGGAAUUGGACGCGGUGCGGUGGCGUGAUGGCGCCUCCAAGGUGGUCAACUGCACCACGUUCCCGGACACUUGUGCGCAGCACGACGUCACUUCCUUCCCGGCGAUCAGGCUUUAUCAACGUGGGCAGUCCAUGAUCCGGUACCGGGGCGCCCGUAAGGCAUCGUGCAUCACCUCGUUCCUUCGUCGCAUCAAGCAACCGGCCGUGACUCGCCUCCACGACGAGACGCUCGAUGCGUUCGCCUCGUCCGAUUCGGUAGUCUUCAUCGCGCAUCUGGGUCGCGGUGGCGAUAGUAGUACCGCCACGCGCCUCUCAUCGCUGGCUGACGCUUACCGCGACCGCUACUCGUUCGGUAUCGCGCAGGGGAGCCCCUCGGAUCCCAGUGUCCUGCGCUGCUAUAACAACGAGGACGGGAUGCAGCACCAGGGGGCUGACCUUGACCAGCUGGGCGCCUUGGAGGCACUGCUCGAGGUGUGCGUAGAGCCACUCAUCCCCGAGAUGAGCCGCCGCAACGAGCUCAAAUACACACAGGCGAGCAGGAGCAUCGUGUACUUCCUGAGCUCCGACACAGGCGAGCGCGAGGCAUAUGUCGCGGCGAUGAGGCCCCUCGCCAAGCGGCUUCGCGAAUACCUCCAAUUUGUGACGGUGGACUCGGGCGAGUUUCCGGACAUGUCGCACGCGCUCGGCGUCGCAGCCAAUCGCGGACUCGUCGUGGAGAACCUGCACACCGGCCAGGUGUAUCCUUUCCGGGCGGCGGAGCGAGAGCUCAGGGCCACGGCCAGCGCGCAGCAUCGAAUACCGACGCCCGACGCGGUGGAAGACUUUAUCACGGCCAUUGCGCAAGGACAGAUUGAACCGUGGAAUGGGCGAUAUGACGAUGGUGAGGAGUCGAUGCGUCGUCGUGAUGGUGCUACUGAUGCGUCGAGGCACGAGGAGCUGUGAUGGAAUGGGACGGGGAAAGCGCACAGUACGAACUACGUUACUAGCCCUUGCCGGGGGCUGUGCGUGUUUUGAAUAUCGUACGGAGGGGUUCUGUACCUAUGUAUAC